UUCAAAAUGAGCAUAUUCUGCCAGUGAGUGAAAUGAAUGGCUCCAUUGCUUUCUGCUAGUCGAGCGCUAGUUCUUCCUUCUCGCAAUCAGGGUUUUGCGACGCGCGCUAGGGCAAGCGAUCGCGAUGGCGCUCCCGCGGCGGACAAGGUCAGUAGCAGCCGGGGAUGGUUCUACGACAAAUUCGUGUCGCAAAACACGAUGGAGGCCAAGCUCAACAAGCUCAAGGCCGAUGUCGCCGCCCGGAAUGGCUACGUUGGAUCCCUGUUUGACGACGCAUUCAAGUACACUGCUUGGAUUGAAAUUCAUCGAAAGCUAACAGAGAGAAAUCUGGUGAGCCUCGAUUGCGAUGAAGCAUACAAGAUGAUGAAGAGCGGUGACGCAGUUCUUAUUGACGUUCGUGAGUGUCAACCCUUCGAAAAGGUUCUUUUGGAUCAUUCAUCGUAUUUCUCGGCACAAGAUCCAUUUUUUCUUCUUUCUCAGGUGCACGGCGAGGGAACAAAGUCCGCUCCCUUGUUCCGACAAAUUCAAGGAAACGAUCUCAAAGCAAAUGCCAGGCGACUGGGAUUUGCCUUGCUUACGAACUUCUCCGGCACAGAGCGCAACCCAGAAUUCGUGGAGAAAGCUCUCGACGCUGUCAACGGCGACAAGAACAAGAAAGUAAUCGUCCUGUGCAGCAUUGGAGGAACUCUCCUCACGUACGUCGAGAGAACGGGGCCUAAAGCAAAGAAGUUCAAGGAUCCCGAGCGCUUCUUUGGACGUCAGUCGAGAUCAUUGAAAGCGGCAUAUGAACUCCAGGAAGCAGGAUUCACAAACGUUUUCCACCUCCAGGGUGGAUUUAACGAAUGGAUCCAUCGCGAUCUUCCCACCUCUGGAACCGCAAUAGACUAAAACUUACCAGGUA
Molecule: messenger RNA, 901 nt
Organism: Selaginella moellendorffii
Lineage: Eukaryota; Viridiplantae; Streptophyta; Lycopodiopsida; Selaginellales; Selaginellaceae
Product: rhodanese-like domain-containing protein 14, chloroplastic
Exons: 5
Coding region: 37-888 (283 amino acids)
Cellular component (GO): chloroplast
Source: RefSeq, a predicted model, not a curated record